This is a messenger RNA of Chiloscyllium plagiosum (whitespotted bambooshark), 3073 nucleotides long. RefSeq names its product Krueppel-like factor 10. Gene Ontology annotation, molecular function: DNA-binding transcription factor activity, RNA polymerase II-specific; RNA polymerase II cis-regulatory region sequence-specific DNA binding. Lineage: Eukaryota; Metazoa; Chordata; Chondrichthyes; Orectolobiformes; Hemiscylliidae. Gene Ontology annotation, biological process: regulation of transcription by RNA polymerase II. The record is from RefSeq and is a predicted model, not a curated record.
UCAUGCCAGCCACCAGCCGCUGAUCACGCAGCCCCCGGCCGCCCAUUCGCCGGCGUCGCGCACACCUUUGUGCCUGACUGGUCGGUGCUCGGUCUCGGCACCGCCCACGGUGGACUCCCCACCUGAAUGAAGCAAGGGGCGGGACUGGGCUGGAGUGAAUUGGCAGCAAUAACUGCAGGGUGGCUACAGUGUAGCGGGGCUCCGUUUCCUUUGUGUAUCUGCACUCAAUUUAUGCGUUUCGUUGCUGAAAGCCAAGAGUGGAAAUAAUGGAGACGGGUCCAACACAUUUUGAGGUCAAUGAGCGCUCCUGUGACAGAAGAACACAACAAGGUGACAUUGAAGCUGUUGAAGCUCUGAUGUCCAUGAGCUGCAACUGGAAGUACGAUUCCAAAUGUUAUACUGAGCUGAGACCACUGACACCAGCGUCCGAUGUCUCUGAGGAAGCUGAAGAUAAUUUACUGUCCAGUUCUAGAGAUUUCCACACAUUUCCUCUGUUUUGUCUAACCCCACCAUACAGUCCACCUAACUUUGAAGCAUCUCAAAUAGUUCAUCCUGCAAUGCCAGUCCCUUCUACUGUAUUGUCUAAAGUGGAGCUCCCUUUAUCCAGACAAACCAGCAGGGUCACUGAAGCAGCAAUGCCAAUGUUCUCUCACCGUGCAAAAACCGUAGCUGUAUCUACAAAACCACGGUCCCAAGCUACGAGUGUGAUACGUCACACUGCCGAUGUUUUAGCUUGCACUAAUCAUCCUUGCCCAGUUAGGGUGACCCACAGCUCUGCUGAUCAAAAAUCAAAAUACAGCUCACCCCCAGUGGGCACAGUUGAAGAGAAAAGAUUGGAAAGUAAUGGCAAUGGAUUGAACAAUUGUGUGUCACAUGAACUAAAUGCUUCAACGCAACCAGUACUUGAAACCAACAGAGGGCCAACAGUGAAGAAAAAUGAAAGCCAACAUUUACCACGGACUGUAAAUUGCACUCCAUUGUUGGGGCAAGCUCUAUUUUCAAGUACCCAGACUCCUGUCAUCACUCAGAAUCGGCAAGCUUCAAUGUUGGUGUCAUCAUCAGUUUCUUCCAGUAUGCCAUCAAUGCCCAUCAUCUGCCAAAUGCUUCCUGUCAGUACAAACAUUCCUGCCACAAAGCACCCAACUGUAAGCCCAUCUGUUGUCUUCAUGGGAGCGCCAAUUUCCAAAGGUGCCCUAAUGUUUGUGGUGCCACGGCCUGCUGUCAAGUAUACAAAGCCACCAGUCAGUAGCCUGAAUGGCACCAAGCUUUCUCCUAUUGCACCAGCCCCUGGCAUCAUGCCACCUGUCCAGACGAUUGUUGCUCAGGUUGAUGUUUCUCGACACCGGAGUCACAUCUGUGAUCACCCAGGCUGUGGAAAAACCUACUUUAAAAGCUCUCAUCUGAAGGCACACAUGAGGACUCAUACAGGUGAAAAACCCUUCAGUUGUAAUUGGGAAGACUGUGACAGGAGGUUUGCUCGCUCUGAUGAGUUAUCGCGGCAUCGCAGGACCCACACAGGCGAGAAGAAGUUUGUGUGUCCGAUGUGUGAGCGUCGCUUUAUGAGGAGUGAUCACCUGACUAAACACGCCCGCCGGCAUCUUUCUGCUAAGAAGCUUCCAAACUGGAAGAUGGAAGUGAGCAAACUGAGUGACAGUGCCUCACCAGUCCCUGCUCCCAAAACUGUGCAGCCUCACUGAUUACAUUAUGUUGACCACCCAAAAAACAAACACUUCCUUCGUUGGAAGAGUAAUUCACAUCUGCAAAAUCUUGAAGGGAUCACAAGAAUGGCAAGAUUAUAUGUACUAUAAAUGAUUUAUGUACAACCAUGAGCAGAAUGUGCUGAACAGAGGUCACAGCUGUACAGGCAACUAGCAUGGAUGGUAUGUUACACAGUCAGGAACCAGUGACUAGCUGCACCCAGAGAAAUCAGUGUUUGUUUUAGUUUGUGCGACAGCACAGUUGUGAGAAUUUGGAAGUAUGGAGAGGGUUCUCUGCUUACGAGCCUAUCAACUGGGGUGAGAUGUCCAAGAGCGCGCUCUCGCUCUCUCUCUCUCUCUCUCUCUCUGCCUGUCUCCUCGAUUGCUAAGAGCAGCAGUCAGGUCAUUGGGACAGAAGCUUGUCUGAGGUGUCAGUGAGCAGAGUAUGUGAGUGGACAGUAGCAUCAACUGCUUACUGUACCAGUGUGAUAACAUGUCCACAAUCAAAGGGGAUAAGGAGCAGUAAAAAGCUGGCAUGUUAUACACUAUGCUAAUAUUUGGGAGGCAGGUAUUGGAUGGGGCCUAUAAAAUGCUGAAACAAUGCCACCAACUUUCUGCAAAUGCCCCACAUAAAUUUCAGUUCAUGUCUCAUUUCAGAAAUGGUGAGAUGGAGCAUAAAGAUUUUCCAGCAGAUGUAUGCAUCUAUUUGGCUUAUGAAGAUGAAUAUGGUUAUUUUUAUGCUUUUUUUCUAUUUGAAUGGGACUGCUAAAUUUACAAAAACAAAAUUAAAUUUUUGUAACUCUUCCUCUUGGCGUAAAGGUUGAAGUUUAUCAUAGGAUCUCUUCAGAAACUGGGUGAGGCUAUUGCUAGACUUUAUAAUAAAUCUUACCACUGUACACAUUUAAAUAUUUGUACGCACUGGUAUUAUUUAUUUCAAACCAUCAACAUUAACUGUUGUUCAGGAAUUUUGUUACUGAACCUGUAUGUGGAGGAACAGCACAUUUAACUCCUCCAUUCACCGUUUGCAAACUACAAUGCAAUUGUCUAUACAUAAUGCAUCAGUAUUUUCCUGCAUUCUCCCUUACAGAAUUUAGUUGUCUGUCUUAUCUUUCAAUUUACGGUGGCAGUGUUUUGAAUGGAAUGUCCCCUCUGUGAGGACAACAUCUCAUUCAGUUAACUGUACAAUUCUUUUUAUCGAUCAGAGUUAAGAGCCCGCGAGCUUAAUUAUUGCUCACUUUAAGAGUAUUUACUUAAUGGUGCACCUUUUUCUAUAAUUUGACUACAAGAAUUUUUCUUUCAUAAACUUUGUUUACAUAUUUGUUAAAUACUAAAGGCAAUAAAUUUUCUAUCACACAUGAAAAUACUGUUUUUGUCUC